GUUAGGUUUGUAGGGCUCCAAGAAAGAAGAAGGGUUGCUACGCUGCUCACAUUUCAAGAGAUUCAGAGCCAUGUUGGACAGAUACGAGUAUUCCGAUAGGAGAAACUCAGGUUGUACAAGGACAAGCUAUAACGCCAUUGGUUGAUCAUGUGCAAAGUAUGCCUGGGGUGACGACCCAGCCAACCCAGCUCCCCACCUCGUCUACCCAGCCUCACCUGCUUCCUAACGCAGCACCAACCUCAGUUGUGGUCAAGAAGCGUGCGCGAGGCCCAACUCGAGGGAAGAAUAUGGACAAGGUUAGGAAAGAACUUGGUCAUCCUAUACCUGUUGAAAUUGACCGUGUGGCUCGGAAACUAGUAGGGGAUCAUUCCACUGCAGUGGCGGCUGCCCUUGGGGAACAAAUAAGAGAUCAUGCACCUGUUCGAGACAUUCGUUGGAAAGCGAUUGAUUUUGGGAUCAAAGAAUCCAUCGUUGUUAGAGUUGGGCAAACUUUUGACAUUGGAGACUACAAGAAUGAUAUGGAGGCUAGGGAAACCAUAGACCUAAAGUGUCAGGAUUUAUACAAGGAAUGGAAGAGCAACUUGUGCAAACGCUAUUUUGCCAUGAAAAAUAAGGUAGCUGACCCCAAAAAUCAUGCACCAUAUCCCUGUAAACUAGAGGACUGGGUGUUCAUGAUUGAGAAUGUGUGGGAGACCAAGGACUGGAAGACGAAGUCCGACAGAGGAAAGCAUGCCCGAUCCAAGGUGAAAUUCAAUCAUACAAGUGGCUCCAGAUCGUUUAUAUCGCGAGCUUCUAUGAUUCUAAAAGAGAAGCGUAAAAAACAGAACAUUGCGGAGAAGUUCGAGAUGACCCAUAGACGUCAUCGACAUGGGGGAGAGUGGAUAAACGACAAGGCUCGAGAGCAUCAUGCUAAAUUAAAAGCAAAGCUAAAAGAACAAUCACAACCCAAUGUCACUAAUCCUUCAUCCGAGCGACAAAUUUCCGUUGAUGUGCUUGGAAAAAGGUCAAUUUAUGUGAAGGAAUACAGGAGCCGCAUGAGUACUAUUUCAUCGUUCAAUCAACCUCAAGAACCUGAUCCCGAGGCGUCUCUUCUACAGAGGAAGGUUGACGAUCAAGCUAAGACCUUGACUAAGCAUUCUCGGACAAUGACAGUAGUUCAAGGCCUUCUUCAGGUGUUGGCUGUAAAAGCAGGGGUUGAUCCAGCCCAAGUUCAAGAGGUAAUCGAUGGGUGCAAUAGUGAGGCAAGCACAUCAGAUGAAGAGGCUGAUGCGGUGGGCAACUCAGACGAAUUAAACACAUUAGAUGAAGAGGAUGAUGAGGCGAGCAUAUCAAGUGAAGAGGAUGAUGCAACUUCUACUGGAUAAGUUAAUGGUUGAUGAUGCAUUGGUUUGGCAAGGCAAUGCGAUGGAAUCACUUAAUAUUUUUCGGAUCAUUUUUUUUUAUAAUAGAUUUAUUGGUAGGAUACUUGGAUAUGGUAGACUUGGUAAAUUACUCUUGGAUAUUGAAAUGUAUUGACAAAGUUCCUUUUUGGAUAUUUUAGAAUGUUAGUUACUUUUGGGAUGUACUUGGAUACAUAUGGGAUUGAUUUUGUUGAAAUUUGAUAACAGAUUCUAU
Molecule: messenger RNA, 1614 nt
Organism: Rhododendron vialii
Lineage: Eukaryota; Viridiplantae; Streptophyta; Magnoliopsida; Ericales; Ericaceae
Exons: 7
Coding region: 159-1364 (401 amino acids)
Source: RefSeq, a predicted model, not a curated record